AUGAGUACAUUUUUUCUCUGCAACAUCGCCAGUGUUGCAUGUUGUGGAGGACUGGGCAUGUCUGACACUAUACCACUGGUAGUGGCCUUUCACGAGAUGAUACACUCCUACUUCCAUGGCACUGACGAAAAGAAGUUCCAAGUGAAGUUGUCAGGAGAUAUGAUGCUCUCUUUUCCUGCCGGCAUCGUAAAUUUGCUCACCAAUAAUCCGAACCCAGCCCAGCUCAUUUUUAAGCUCACCAACUCUUCUAGAUUGACCAAAGUGUUCCCUAACAAGCAACUUAUUAUUUGGGAUUAUGAUGAACCGUGCCUAGAAACCUUGCCCCCAUGGACUACAUUCAAAUUCAACAUGAGUGCCUUAACUGCUCUUUUGAAACGCCAGGCUGAAAAGAAUCCUACAGCUUCCUACUUCAAUGUAGACAUACUUAAGUAUCAAGUGAAACCGUUUAUAGGGGCUGCAUCUUGUCCGUUCCAACUAGUGGCUUAUUGGAAGUGCGAGAAGAACCAGACAGACAUCAGGGUAGAUUACAUGUAUAACAAGAAGGCUAUGGGAUCACCCUCCCCUCUAUUGAACCUAUCAGUGUCGGUGCCUGUAGACGGGGAUGUUUAG
Molecule: messenger RNA, 609 nt
Organism: Macrosteles quadrilineatus (aster leafhopper)
Lineage: Eukaryota; Metazoa; Arthropoda; Insecta; Hemiptera; Cicadellidae
Product: F-BAR domain only protein 2-like
Exons: 2
Coding region: 1-609 (202 amino acids)
Biological process (GO): clathrin-dependent endocytosis; clathrin coat assembly
Cellular component (GO): cytoplasm; plasma membrane; clathrin-coated vesicle
Source: RefSeq, a predicted model, not a curated record